Molecule: messenger RNA, 3508 nt
Organism: Medicago truncatula (barrel medic)
Lineage: Eukaryota; Viridiplantae; Streptophyta; Magnoliopsida; Fabales; Fabaceae
Product: putative pentatricopeptide repeat-containing protein At3g08820
Exons: 2
Coding region: 39-2075 (678 amino acids)
Biological process (GO): RNA modification
Molecular function (GO): zinc ion binding; RNA binding; protein binding
Source: RefSeq, a predicted model, not a curated record
UGAAACAUGUAUCAGCACAACAACGAACGUAUAGCAAGAUGGCCUUAGAACUAACGAACUGGUGCAUAGCAUCAGGAUUGAAGUGCUUGAAGCACGCUAAGCUCGCACACUGCCGCCUCCUCCGCCUCAACCUCCACCAUGACAACGACCUCCUCAGCAUCAUCCUCCGCUCUACCAUAAACUUCUCCAACAACGCCCAAUACCCAAUCCUCGUUUUCCACAAAACUCCAACAAAUUCAAACACAUUUCUCUACAACACCAUGAUCCGCGGCAUGGUGUCUAAAGACCGGUUCAACAACGCUGUUCAUCUCUAUGCUUCAAUGCACAAAGCUGCUAUUGUUCCUGAUAGCUUCACUUUCAGUUUUGUACUUAAAGCUUGUGCAAGACUCAACCUUUUUCAUCUGGGUGUGAUGAUACAUUCGCUUGUGUUUAAGACUGGUUUUGAUUGUGAUGUUUUUGUGAAAACGAAUGUGGUUUGUUUUUAUUCAAAAUGUGGGUUUUUAAGGGAUGCAUGGAAGGUGUUUGAUGAUAUGGUUGUGAAAAAUGUUGUGUCUUGGACUGGUAUGAUUUGUGGGUGUAUUGAGUUUGGUAAGUUUAGGGAAGCGGUUGAUUUGUUCAGAGGGUUGUUAGAGAGUGGUUUGAGGCCGGAUGGUUUUGUUAUUGUGAGGGUUUUGCGUGCUUGUGCUAGGUUAGGUGAUUUGGAAAGUGGGAGGUGGAUUGAUAGGUGUAUGAGGGAGUGUGGUUUGUCUAGGAAUGUUUUUGUGGCAACUUCUUUGGUGGAUAUGUAUACGAAAUGUGGAAGUAUGGAGGAAGCGAGGUUUGUGUUUGAUGGAAUGGUUGAGAAGGAUAUUGUUUGUUGGAGUGCUAUGAUUCAGGGUUAUGCGUCGAAUGGGUUGCCUAGAGAGGCAAUUGAGUUGUUUUUUGAAAUGAGGAAGGUAAAUGUGAGACCGGAUUGUUAUGCUAUGGUGGGAGCUCUCUCUUCAUGUGCGAGUUUGGGAGCGUUGGAGUUGGGAAAUUGGGCUAAGGGUUUGAUGAAUUAUGAGGAGUUUUUGUCUAACCCUGUGUUAGGUACUUCCUUGAUUGAUUUUUAUGCAAAAUGUGGAAGCAUGGAGGAGGCUUUGGGGGUUUACAAAAUGAUGAAGGAGAAAGAUCGCGUGGUUUUCAAUGCUGUUAUUUCUGGACUGGCUAUGUACGGACAAGUUGGAGCUGCAUUUGGUGUUUUUGGCCAAAUGGGGAAGUUUGGAAUUCCGCCGAAUGAGCAUACUUUUGUUGGUUUGCUUUGUGGAUGUACUCAUGCCGGUCUGGUUGAUGAUGGCCGUCAUUAUUUUAAUAGCAUGAGUCAUGACUUUUCUGUAACUCCUACUAUUGAACAUUAUGGAUGCAUGGUGGAUCUCCUAGCCCGUGCAGGUUUCUUAGAUGAAGCACAUAAUUUGAUCAAGGGUAUGCCAAUGAAGGCUAAUGUUAUUGUUUGGGGGUCACUGUUGGGAGGAUGUCGGUUGCAUCGGGAAACACAGUUGGCUGAACAUGUGCUGAAGCAGCUGAUUGAGUUAGAACCAUGGAAUUCGGGACAUUAUGUUCUCUUAUCAAAUAUAUAUUCAGCAAGUCGUAGAUGGGACGAGGCAGAAAAAAUCAGGUCAACAGUGAAUGAGAAAGGGAUGCAAAAGUUACCUGGGUAUAGUUGGGUUGAAGUUGAUGGGGUUGUUCAUGAAUUCCUUGUGGGGGACACUUCCCAUCCGUUAUCACAGAAGAUAUAUGAAAAGCUUGAAAGCUUAUUUAAGGACUUGAAAGAAGCUGGUUAUAAUCCGACCACCGAGUUUGUGCUCUUUGAUGUAGAGGAAGAGGAAAAAGAGCACUUCCUUGGCUGUCAUAGUGAGAAAUUAGCUGUUGCAUUUGCACUGAUCAGUACUGGUGCCAAAUAUGUGAUUCGUGUUGUUAAAAAUCUUCGUGUAUGCGGUGAUUGUCAUGAGGCAAUAAAACACAUUUCAAAAGUUACAGGGAGAGAGAUAGUCAUUAGGGAUAAUAAUAGAUUCCAUUGUUUCAGUGAUGGUGCAUGUUCUUGUCGGGAUUAUUGGUAAAAUUUUGAUGUAUAUUCAGUUCUAAAAUUGAGUUCAUUGUUUGCAUCCCUUCAAAAUUUUGUCAACCUUUACAUAAAUUCGAGAAGGGGAUAAAUAAAAUAUGUGACAUAUUGCACCUGCCUUGAAUGUAGUGGAGAUCCAAAAUAGUUUUGUUGCAUUCGGAUGAAGAAAUGGCCACUUGUUUAAUCCACCUGCAUAUCUAACUUCAUAAUUCCUCCCAUACCUUAACUUGACAUAGAUGUAUGGGUCCAAAAUUGAACUCCGGAGUUGCAGUUGUCUUUGAAAAUAUUGUUUUCCCGAGGUCUGGAACAAUUGCAAGUGAGCACUUGAAUUACUGAGUUUCUGUCUAUUUUUUCAUUCAGUAUGAGCCCAAUUAAUUUGAUAUUGUGGAAAAACUUUGCACGACGAACUUACUAAUCGGGUGGAGAACUUAACAAUAGUUUUAGAGAUAAACUACACAUGCAACUUAGACAAUGUCAGCCAUUUGAAGUUUAGCAAGUACGGCACACAUUUUAUAGCAAGUGGUUGGGAUGUCAUACUGCAAUUACAUAAAUGAUAAUCUACCAGCAGAGGCAAGCAUUCAGAUUUUAAGCUGGAAAUUUGAACUAUGAAUUCUCUUAACAUGAAGAUGUAUUGGGUUUCUAGUUUUCACCUCUUGUAUUGUCCCUGUAGCACAUCCAGGUAAUUGUAUCUACUCAUACACUGCCCAUAAGUUCUUAAUGGAGAGUACAAAAAUGUGAAUUAUUUUACAAGUGUUGGAGCCUGACAAAGGGAGAGCUUCCAAACAUGUUAUGUUGCACGCUGAUAAGCUCCCCAUAUCAGUUACAUCAACUUCUGAGCUGUGCAGCAAUGCUGAGCAGCAGCUGCCCCUCAAUGACAUUUUUGUUCCUCUACAAAGCAGAUACCCCAGUGCUGCUACUGUGUCAGCUAUCUUUGUUGGGGAUCCAAUUCUAAGCAAGCAAGCUGCCUCAUCUAAAAUAGCUACUUAGGAUGCUACUAUUACCACUCCCAUUACCACUUAUGAUGAGAAUCUUGGACCUGACAAAGGCAGGAUAUCUCAACCUGCCAACUCUAAAAAUACUUUUGAAGCUUGCAAGAAAAGUGAAAAACUUCUAAGCAAAUUAUGGGCUGAUAAAUUGGAUUCUGAUCAUGCUUCUGAUGAGGAGAAGGAUAUGAGUGAUGAGCAAGAGCAGAACCUUGAUAGAAAUAUUGCGGAGGGAAGUUUAUUCACUCCUUUUAUGUCAAGAAGGCAGAAGAAUAAUAAGAAGAAGAAACAUGCCAAUAAGCUAAAUGAUACAGGGGUUCAACAACACAUUUAGUGAACAAAUACAAACUCGUUCUAAAAAGGGUGUCAUCAAAAGCAAUCCCAAAUAUUUGUAAUUGUUUGGAUGGUUGAAAAUUCUUUCUUAGUGGGAUAUUUUUGAUUGUUUUGA